Rhinolophus ferrumequinum (greater horseshoe bat) is the source of this 2381-nucleotide messenger RNA. It is a transcript of the gene PLSCR3, whose product is annotated as phospholipid scramblase 3. The record is from RefSeq and is a predicted model, not a curated record. Gene Ontology annotation, molecular function: phospholipid scramblase activity. Gene Ontology annotation, biological process: plasma membrane phospholipid scrambling. NCBI's taxonomy places the organism in Eukaryota, Metazoa, Chordata, Mammalia, Chiroptera, Rhinolophidae. Gene Ontology annotation, cellular component: plasma membrane. The coding region runs from base 460 to 1347 and encodes 295 amino acids. The transcript is spliced from 8 exons.
UAACCCAAGGGAGGUAGAGAGGGAGCCAGGCGCCUGUCCUACAAGCCCAUGAGCGCGUGUGAAGGGUGUUCCGCCCUUGGGAGGAGGAGCCUGGGGUCCUGCGCCGCACUAGCUACCCUCGCUACCCACCAAGCGGCACUGAGUACCCUUCGCCUGCAGAUCUGGGGGGUCGCAGAGCUAGAUCUCAGCCAGCUGCCCUCCCGGGGCGAACUUCCUCUCAAGCUUUCUGCAGCCGAACGGAAGAGGCGGGGACGUCGACCACGCUAAGGAGCCGGCAGUGCAAGUCAGAGGCGCCGCCCAAGAGACCCUGGGCCGGCGCCGGGCGCAGCUGCCUCUCCGCGUUUGCCUGUCCGUCUUUGUGUCUGUCUCUGUGUCUGUCUGGCUGUCUCCGAGCUUGCCUCCACUUUUAGAACUAAGCUUCCCGGACACCGACAUCCCGCGGACUCGCGCCCCUUUCCCAUGGCAGGUUACUUGCCCCCCAAAGGCUACGCCCCUUCUCCCCCACCUCCCUACCCUGUGACCGCUGGGUACCCGGACCCUGCGCAGCAUCCUGGGCCCGGGCAGGCGCCAGUGCCUGCCCACGUGCCUGCCCCUGCGCCCGGCUUCACUCUCUUCCCUUCACCCGGCCCCGCUGCCCCGGGCCCUGCUGCCCCUUUUUUGCCAUUGCCUGGGGUGCCUUCUGGCCUGGAAUUCCUGGUGCAGAUUGAUCAGAUCUUGAUUCACCAGAAGGCUGAGCGAGUGGAAAUGCUCCUAGGCUGGGAGACAAGUAACCGGUAUGAACUGCGCUCUGGGGCUGGACAGCCCUUGGGUCAGGCAGCUGAGGAGAGCAACUGCUGUGCCCGUCUGUGCUGUGGCGCCCGCCGGCCACUGCGUGUCCGCCUGGUGGACCCCGGGGAUCGAGAGGUGCUGCGCCUGCUCCGUCCCCUCCACUGUGGCUGCAGCUGCUGCCCCUGUGGCCUCCAGGAGAUGGAAGUACAAGCUCCACCCGGCACCACCAUUGGCCAUGUGCUACAGACCUGGCAUCCUUUCCUCCCUAAGUUCUCCAUCCAGGACGCUGAUCGCCAUACGGUCCUGCGAGUGGUGGGGCCCUGCUGGACCUGUGGCUGUGGCACAGACACCAACUUCGAGGUGAAGACUCCUGAUGAGUCCCGCAGUGUGGGCCGCAUCAGCAAGCAGUGGGGGGGGCUGCUCCGAGAAGCCCUCACGGAUGCGGACGACUUCGGCUUGCAGUUCCCAGUGGACCUGGACGUGAAGGUGAAGGCUGUACUGCUGGGAGCCACAUUCCUCAUUGACUACAUGUUCUUCGAGAAGCGAGGAGGUGCUGGGCCCUCUGCCAUCACCAGUUAGAGACUGCCUCAGGGUGAGGAGACCAUCACCUCAAACAGAAUUCAAGAUGGUCACCUGCGCUGGCCUGGCCCCUUCUCAGAGGCAGCCCCUUUCCCCCAUGUACACUGCAGGGGACAGACAGGGGUGCCUGAGGCUGGGGGCUAUGGUGCCCCAUCCCCUCCCUACUCCCCUGUCCACCUUCACCUGCGGCCACACAAAAGGGUAUGUAUGAGAGCCCUUCCCCUGCUACCUUGCACCACUGCCUCCAGCAGUCCCUCAGCACACAGGCAUAUUGGCUUUCAAACUUUCCCUACUCACUUCCUCCCACCCUGUUCCAGGGCCUCUACUCUGAAUGAGGCUUUUGGAAUCCAGGGCUCUGGGGUUUUACAAUAGAGCUGGAGUGGGGAAGGGUAAGCAGCACCAAAGAUGGUAGAUAUGGCCACCCUUCCCUGCAUCAGCUUGGCCAAUUAGUUCAACCUCAGACCAUGGCACUCGGAGGGAUCCCCACUUUCCCACCAACAGCUCUAGGGCCUAGACCCCAGUGCCAACUUUCUUUCCCCCUCGGGCCCUGCCCACAGCCGGUGCUUGCUGCAGCUUCCUGUGCCUUACUUAACCACUCCUCCCUUCCCUGUCCCUACAAAGGAGGCUGCAUCUUUGUAUGUUAUAUUCAUAUAAACUUUGUAACUUUUUGGACAUUGGAAGAUGUAUGUAAUGGAAGAGGGUAGAAGAAAGAGUUGGUGUGGGAAGAAACAAAGGGAAAUAUGACAGCUGGGCUGGGUGGGGGCUGGCCUGUGUAAUAAUCCAUACUGCCAGGAUCAAGUGUCCUUGCAUCCCAGAGAGCAACUUUCAUCACCCACGAUGGCCCCGGCCCAAGCCAAGGCAGUUUGGGCCAUGUGCCCCAAGCCAAUUUGGCUGCUUCCAUCAUCCAAGAUGGCUGCUCCCACAAAGCCCAGUGUGGUAGCUGAUGGCAGUUCAGGAUGUCUGUUCCUGUAUGGCCAGUUGAUCGUUUUCUGUAGAAGUAGAAGCUUCCAUUGGGUAUGAAGUAUAGCAACCCU